Messenger RNA from Anolis sagrei ordinatus, 1235 nucleotides. RefSeq names its product keratin-associated protein 9-1-like. The record is from RefSeq and is a predicted model, not a curated record. NCBI's taxonomy places the organism in Eukaryota, Metazoa, Chordata, Lepidosauria, Squamata, Anolidae.
AUGAGUUGCUGCAACAACUGCUGUUCAUGUUGCUGUGUGCCAUGUUGCAAGCAAAGCUGCUGCCAGCAAUGCUGCAAAAUUUGCUGCAAGCAAAGCUGUUGUGACCCCUGCUGCAAGACAAAAUGUUGUGAGCCCUGCUGCAAGACAAAAUGUUGCGAUCAAUGCUGCAAGACAAAAUGUUGUGACCCCUGCUGCAAGACAAAAUGUUGCGAUCAAUGCUGCAAAACAAAAUGUUGUGAACCCUGCUGCAAGACAAAAUGUUGCGAGCCUUGCUGCAAAACAAAAUGUUGCGAUCAAUGCUGCAAAACAAAAUGUUGUGACCCCUGCUGUAAACAAAAAUGCUGUGAGCCUUGCUGCAAAACAAAAUGUUGCGAGCCCUGCUGCAAAACAAAAUGUUGUGAUCCAUGCCCUAAACAAAAAUGUUGUGACCCCUGCUGUAAACAAAAGUGCUGUGACCCCUGCUGCAAACAAAAAUGCUGUGAGCCUUGUUGCAAGCCACAAUGUUGUGAGCCCUGCUGCAAACCACAAUGCUGUGAGCCCUGUUGCAAGCCUCAAUGUUGUGAACCCUGCUGCAAGCCCCAAUGUUGUGAGCCCUGCUGCAAGCCCCAAUGUUGUGAGCCCUGCUGCAAACCACAAUGCUGUGAGCCCUGCUGCAAGCCACAAUGCUGUGAGCCCUGUUGCAAACCACAAUGCUGUGAGCCCUGCUGCAAACCACAAUGUUGUGAGCCCUGCUGCAAGCCCCAAUGUUGUGAGCCCUGCUGCAAACCACAAUGCUGUGAGCCCUGUUGCAAACCACAAUGUUGCGACCCCUGCUGCAAGCCACAAUGCUGUGAACCCUGCUGUGAACCCUGCUGCAAACCACAAUGCUGUGAACCUUGUUGUGAACCCUGCUGCUGCCAGACUACCUGCAAGCAAUGCUGCCCUCCCUGCUGCAAGACCAAGAAAUGUUAAGAAGUCCCAGGAAGUCUAGAAAUCCCAGAGUGGAAUAGCUUAACCCCAGCAAGCCUGGAUUUCAAAGCUUCAGGACUAUGCUUUUAACGCACCAGCUUCUCACCUGACUCCUUCAAUUCCACCUUAGAUGUUUCUUCUGAUGUUCCUCUCCUUAUUCCAUUCAUGAAGGAGUCAAGACUUUUAUAUGUAGGAUAGGUGGUGUCUUUACUCUUCUCUUCAUGUAUGGGUUCCUUAACUGUUAAUAGAUCUUCAACUAAAUAUAUAGUCAAUAAUAAAAUUAUAGA